Molecule: messenger RNA, 1416 nt
Organism: Microsporum canis CBS 113480
Lineage: Eukaryota; Fungi; Ascomycota; Eurotiomycetes; Onygenales; Arthrodermataceae
Product: actin
Exons: 3
Coding region: 1-1416 (471 amino acids)
Biological process (GO): regulation of transcription by RNA polymerase II
Cellular component (GO): NuA4 histone acetyltransferase complex; SWI/SNF complex
Molecular function (GO): chromatin binding
Source: RefSeq, a predicted model, not a curated record
AUGAAUUCUACAGCCCCUCCUGCUGCGGCAGAGUAUGGCGGAGAUGAGGUAUCAGCGAUAAUAUUGGAUCCGGGAUACUCCUCAACGCGUGCUGGGUUUGCCGGUGAAGACACCCCCAAAUCGGUUAUUCCUUCAUACUAUGGAAAAUACUCUGCAGAUGCGCAGGAUAAAUACGUUUAUGGGGACAACAUUUAUGUCUCUCCGCGCCCAGGGAUUUCGAUUCAUAACCCUAUUGGCAGAGAUGGCAUUGUGGAGGAUUGGGAUAUGGCAGAGAAGCUAUGGGAGUACUCGUUUACCUCGCGACUGACGAGCCGAAAACCCGGAAAUCCAAUGCAAAACGGGCUAAACGAUCCCAACCCUGAAGAUUUACCUGUAGAGAUGGAAGGAGUAGAGACAGAAGAAAAACCCUUGGCUGAUAGCCCGCUGCUUAUGACCGAGCCUGGAUGGAAUCCCACCAAGGCGAGAGAGAAGACUAUUGAAAUUGCGAUGGAAAAUUGGGGGACACCAGCUUUUUAUCUCUCCAGGAAUGGACCAUUAGCUAGUUUUGCGGCUGGAAAAGCAACAGCCUUGGUGGUGGACGUUGGCGCCAGCAAUGUCUCAGUAACCCCAGUUCACGAUGGCCUAGUUCUCAAGAGAGGAGUACAGCACUCUCAACUUGCCGGUGACUUUAUCUCAUCUCAGAUCCGAGCACUUCUCAAAUCAAGUACACCACCCGUUAACUUGACACCUCACUACUUAAUUUCGUCCAAAGUUGCUGUCGAUGCUGGUCAACCUGCUCAAGCAGUGUACAAGGAUAUACCCGAGAACAAGCUUCCAGGCCCUUCAUACCGUCGGUUGAUAGAGGAUCGAACACUUUCUGAAUUUAAAGAGUGCGUAGUCCAGGUCUGGCCUGGUCCUGGCGCCUUGUCCGGCCAAAGUCCUACCGGAGUCUCCAACGAAGAAGUAGCAAAGGGCAUUCCGAUGCGUCCAUUUGAAUUCCCCGAUGGCUAUAACCAACUUUUUGGCCCUGAAAGAUAUCGUGUUGCUGAAGGCUUAUUUGACGCCAAAGCUGCUCUCCCCGACCCAGAUUCUGAAUUCCCUGCCCCAACUGCCAACCAGACAAUACCUGAAUUAAUCCGAAGCGCUCUCAAUCAAGUUGAUGUCGACAUUAGACCGACUCUACUUGCCAAUGUAGUCGUGACGGGAGCUGCCAGCUUGCUGUACGGCUUUAACGACCGGUUGAACUUUGAGCUGACGAACAUGUAUCCAAGCCCGAGAGUUCGAAUAUCUGCACCUGGAAACACUGCGGAGAGGAAAUUCAGCUCCUGGAUAGGUGGAAGCAUCGUGGCCAGUCUAGGCACGUUCCAUCAGAUGUGGAUUUCGAAGAAGGAAUAUGAUGAACAUGGGCCAAACAUUGUAGAAAAGCGAUGCAAGUGA